AUGGGUGGAAAAAUUAAUUCUUCCAUUAAUAGAGGUAAUGCUCCAUAUGUUUUCAGACAUAGUGGUCAAAAUUACCAUUGUAUGGGAAGUCUUUUACCUAUAGAUGGAUCCAAACCAAAUUUUUCGCAACUAUACAUAUAUGAUACUGAAAAUGAAGUUUCAAAUAGACAACACGCUUUCAGUACACAAAAAAAAGGGGGCAAAUCAACUUCUCAUUCUCUUGAUAUUGAAAUCAUUAGCUUUUUGAAGGAAGAAGGCAACAAGAUGGAAGAACAUAUAACUUACCUAGCUACUGCUUCUGAGAUUGCUGCUUUAAUUGUUGGUGACAUUGGUGAUACAAUUAAUAAUAGAGAUAUCAUCCAAAAAGUUCUUAGAUGCGAAUCUUAUGCAAAUUUAAGAAGCGUGCAAAGUCAUGCUAAUAAUGAUAUUUCCAACUUCGAAAAACUUGUUAUCUUGCCUUCUUCUUUUAUGGUUGGUGCACGCUACAUGAUGCAAACCUAUUUAGAUGCCAUGUCGUUUUGUAAGUGGUUUGGAUACCCAUACUUUUUCAUAAUUGUAACUUGCAAUCCAAAGUGGCCUGAAAUUAAAAGGUUUCUUGCUGACACCACGCUUAAUCCCGAAGAUAGGCCUGAUAUCCUUUAUAGAUUAUUCAAAAUUAAGUUGGAUUCUUUGAUUAAAGACUUAAAGAAGAAGCGGUUAUUGGGUUUGAUCCAAGCAGUUGUUUAUACGGUGGAGUUUCAAAAGCACGGUCCUGAUCAGGCUACUGUUGAAGUUGUACAAAACAACAACGGAGAUGAUAAUGAUGAUGCUCCAGUUGAUGAAAUAAAGAACUACUAUUAUUGUAGGUAUUUGUCUGUAUGUGAAGCUUCGUGGCGUAUAUUUGGAUUUGAUGUUCAUUACAAAUAUCCUUUAGUUGUAAGGCUUCCGUUCCAUCUUCCUGGAAAACAAAAUGUUGUAUACCAAGCAAAUGAUGAUACUGAAGAUGUCAUCAACAAACAAUUUGUUUCUUCUUCGAUGUUCUUAUCUUAG
Molecule: messenger RNA, 1029 nt
Organism: Lactuca sativa (garden lettuce)
Lineage: Eukaryota; Viridiplantae; Streptophyta; Magnoliopsida; Asterales; Asteraceae
Source: RefSeq, a predicted model, not a curated record